Symbiodinium natans is the source of this 336-nucleotide messenger RNA. Lineage: Eukaryota; Dinophyceae; Suessiales; Symbiodiniaceae. The record is from the annotation of a GenBank genome assembly.
AUGAUGCGGAAGACCCUCCUUGUGCUCCUGUGCUCCGCAGCAGCCGACGAGUUCCUGAGCCUCAAGCGUGGCAUCUCCGCCCGAUGUCUCCUCCGGGGCUGGGCGGACGAUGCGCAAGAAAGCGACAUUGUCAAGGUGGCCCAGGACUGCUUCACGCGGAACGCCGUGCAACUGUGCUUUCUGUCGAAGCCACCGAGGCAAGGGACCUUGGGGGUUGCCACCGGUUGUGUGGUGACCAACCUCGACACUCUGUGGGGAUGGCGGCCGGAGCUUACUGGCUCGGGCUCGAACACUGGUGGCCCCUACGACGUCUACUGUGGAGACGCCCUCCGGUAG